This is a messenger RNA of Ipomoea nil (Japanese morning glory), 495 nucleotides long. RefSeq names its product protein FAR1-RELATED SEQUENCE 5-like. The transcript is spliced from 2 exons. The coding region runs from base 1 to 495 and encodes 164 amino acids. The record is from RefSeq and is a predicted model, not a curated record. Lineage: Eukaryota; Viridiplantae; Streptophyta; Magnoliopsida; Solanales; Convolvulaceae.
AUGAAGAUGUUUAUGUGUUCUAAAGCUGGUUUUAAGGUUAAGGCAAAUGCUGGUGUUAGGGCAUAUUCAAAAAUUGACAUAAGGACAGGGUGUGGUGCAUGUGUUCAGUUUGACGUGGGUGAGGAUGGGUUGUGGACGGUUACAAAACAUGUCAAAGUGCACAACCACGAGUUAUGUGCUGUAGACAAGAGUCAUCUUCUCCGUUCACAUAGAAAUGUGGGUGAUAAUCAGCUGUUAUAUUUAAAAGAUUUGAAGAAGAGUGGUGUUGCAAUGACAGAUGGUAUUAGGUUUUUGAAACAUCAAGCAGGGGGGUCUCCAUUAAUUGGUUUCACUAAUCGAGAUGCUUAUAAUUCGAUUGCUUCCGAUACAUCAAAGCGUUUGGAUGGAACAGAUUCGAACUCAUUAAUUGAAAUAUUUAGGAAGAGGCAAUCGACUGAGUCUGAUUUUUUCUUCGAUUUUGAAGUUGAUUGCGAUUCAAGACUGUGCAGUUGGUGA